GCCUGGGACGGCUUCGGCCCGGCGCCUCCUCUGGGCGGGCUCCUAUGCAGCCCGCGAGGUCCGGGCGAGCUUCCUGGCGACUCCACCCGCCCCCUGAAAUUCUCGAAUCUCUGUUUCUGGGGCUUAUCCAUUUCUGCUUCCGUCACUGCCAGCGGCCUGCCGCCCACCCGCGGCCCCCAGGCUCUGCCUGGGGUCGGUCUCUUGGUGGACUGUAGUGAAGGUCUCAGGAGCGCUCAGCCACACGCCAGAGGCUGGAAGCCAGCGAGGUCGGCGUAUCUGCCCAUGAACUUGGUGGUUCCGGGCUCGGAGCUCAAGCCUUUACACUUUCCUGCAGCCUAGAAGAGAGAGAGAGAGCACUCAAGCAAGCAGAGGGAGAAGGAGAGAGAGAAUCUCAAGCAGACUCAGCAGGAGGCCAACCCUGGGCUCUAUCUCACAGCUCUCAGAUCAUGACCUGAGCGGAAGUCAAGAGUGGGAGGCUUUAACCUACUGAGCCGCUCGGGUGCCCCGACUGAGCUCGUGUUUUGUGGGAGUACUCUGGCUGCUGUGGACAGAGUGAGUGCAGGUGGAAGCCGACGGGUUGACGAGGAUGCUGCAACUAAUGAUCCAGGCAAGAUGUGAUGGUUGCCGGGAGAGUAAUGAGAGGUUCCGCCGGGGAAGGCGUGCCGCCGCCAGGCUCCGCCCCCUCUGGAACGCAGCAGGCAAAUCGGGUUACAGCAGCAGUCGGCUGCCCCAGAGGCAGAAGCGGGAGGCCUUCUGGGGUCGUCUGCGGGUGGUCUUGCUGGCCCUGGUGGCCCAUGUGCUGGUGCUAGAGAAUGGGCUCCUGCGGAAGCCACCCAUGGGCUGGCUGGCCUGGGAACGCUUUCGCUGCAACACCAACUGCAACGAGGACCCAAAGAACUGCAUCAGUGAGCGGCUCUUCAUGGAGAUGGCCGACCACCUGGCACAGGACGGAUGGCGGGACCUAGGCUACACAUACCUCAACAUUGACGACUGCUGGAUUGGUGGGCGUGACGCUAAAGGCAACCUGGUGCCCGACCCCAAGCGCUUCCCCAACGGCAUUGCCUUCCUGGCUGACUAUGCUCACUCCCUAGGCCUGAAGCUGGGCAUCUACGAGGACAUGGGCAACUUCACCUGUAUGGGCUACCCAGGCACCACACUGGACAAGGUGGUUCAGGACGCUCAAACCUUUGCCGCGUGGAAGGUGGACAUGCUGAAGUUGGAUGGCUGCUUUUCGACCCCCAAGGAACGGGCCGAGGGGUACCCCAAGAUGGCAGCUGCCCUGAAUGCCACAGGCCGCCCCAUCGCCUUCUCCUGCAGUUGGCCAGCCUACGAAGGGGGCCUUCCCCCAAAGGUGAACUACACUCUGCUGGCAGAAAUCUGCAACCUCUGGCGCAACUAUGACGACAUCCAGGACUCCUGGAGUAGCGUGCUCUCCAUCCUGGACUGGUUCGUGGACAACCAGGACAUCCUGCAGCCGGUGGCAGGCCCUGGGCACUGGAACGACCCAGACAUGCUGCUCAUAGGGAACUUUGGCCUCAGCUUUGAGCAAGCCCGGGCCCAGAUGGCACUAUGGACGGUGCUGGCAGCACCCCUCUUCAUGUCCACAGACCUGCGUACCAUCUCAGCCCAGAACAUGGACAUUCUGCAGAAUCCACUCAUGAUCAAAAUCAACCAGGAUCCCUUGGGCAUCCAGGGACGCAGGAUUCGCAAGGAGAAAUCCCGCAUUGAAGUGUUCAUGAGGCCCCUGGCCAACGCGGCCAGCGCCUUAGUCUUCUUCAGCCGCCGGACGGAUAUGCCGUAUCACUACCACUCCUCCCUUGCCCAGCUCAAUUUCAACAGCUCCCACACGUAUGAGGCCCAGAACGUCUACACGGGUGAUGUGAUCAGUGGCCUCCACUCUAAAACCAACUUCACAGUGAUCAUCAACCCCUCAGGGGUGGUGAUGUGGUACCUGUAUCCCAUCAGGAAGCUGGGGACGUCCCAGCACUGAGGAGCUGAGACAUGGGACAGGCUGUGGUGGCGUCGCUGAGCCCAGACUAUGGAGCCUCCACAUGCCGAGGCCAGCAGGCAGGGUUCUCUGAUACCCAGGCCCGCUCGGGGACUUGGCCCCAUCAGACCCAAAGUGCAAUCUCAGGGCCAGGUUCCAUGCCCUGCCCAAGUGUGAACCUUCUUGGAAACUUGUCUUGGGGCGAUUUCCCAUGGCCUUCCUGGCUUCCAUCUUGUGUACGCGGCCCCACAGAUGUUACUGAGCAACUCAGCCAGCCUCCUGAGCCCCCCCAAGCAGGGGGACUGAUAACCCUCUGACCUUUUUGUUCACUCUGAAAUCAGGAAUUUUUUUGGAAAUUUGUAAAUUUGGAAUUUUUCUUACGAUUAGGAGUGGAGAUCUGACCUCUUGUCAGGAACUCCCAUGAAUUGUGUGAUUGGUUUUCCUGCGUGGAUGAGGCCUUAUAGGCUGACCCCACCAAAGUAACCUUGGUUCCGUCAGGUUACCAAUAAAGCUGUUCUUUAACUGAG
Messenger RNA from Lutra lutra (Eurasian river otter), 2514 nucleotides. It is a transcript of the gene NAGA, whose product is annotated as alpha-N-acetylgalactosaminidase. Gene Ontology annotation, cellular component: cytoplasm. The coding region runs from base 587 to 1990 and encodes 467 amino acids. NCBI's taxonomy places the organism in Eukaryota, Metazoa, Chordata, Mammalia, Carnivora, Mustelidae. The transcript is spliced from 11 exons. Gene Ontology annotation, molecular function: alpha-galactosidase activity. Gene Ontology annotation, biological process: glycoside catabolic process; oligosaccharide metabolic process; glycosylceramide catabolic process. The record is from RefSeq and is a predicted model, not a curated record.